Molecule: messenger RNA, 4372 nt
Organism: Syngnathus typhle (broad-nosed pipefish)
Lineage: Eukaryota; Metazoa; Chordata; Actinopteri; Syngnathiformes; Syngnathidae
Gene: diras1b
Product: DIRAS family, GTP-binding RAS-like 1b
Exons: 3
Coding region: 410-1006 (198 amino acids)
Biological process (GO): signal transduction
Cellular component (GO): plasma membrane
Molecular function (GO): GTPase activity; GDP binding; GTP binding
Source: RefSeq, a predicted model, not a curated record
CAGCACAGGACGUGAGCGAUAAGGGAAAGGAGGACGUGUAGCCCCUCCCACGUCAGAGUGGGAGAGGCAAAAAGAGAGAGACGGAAAGAGAGACGACGAGCGGGAGGAGGAGAUAGAUAGAUAGAUGGUGCGUGAGAGUGACAACUAGGAGAGGGGGCAAGCUACCGUGGCGGAAACCGGGACGACGAUGAGCUGGACGUGAAAGCGGGUUCACGAUGCUUUAAACCAAAAAAAUCUCUUCUCUUUUCUUUUGUUAGGUUUUUUUUUUUUUUUUACUUUUUUUUUUUUUUUUUUUUUAACCCAACCGACAUUUGUACCUCCUCGCCUCGCUUUUGCGCUUGCGACGACGACGAGGAGACGCACACGCAGGUGUGACAGUGUCUGAAGGCUGAAAGGCGGGGGCGCCAGAAUGCCGGAGCAGAGCAACGACUACCGCGUGGUGGUGUUCGGGGCGGGCGGCGUCGGGAAGAGCUCCCUGGUGCUGCGUUUCGUCAAGGGCACCUUCCGCGACACCUACAUCCCCACCGUGGAGGACACCUACCGCCAGGUGAUAAGCUGCGACAAGAGCGUGUGCACGCUGCAGAUCACCGACACCACCGGGAGCCACCAGUUCCCCGCCAUGCAGCGCCUCUCCAUCUCCAAGGGACACGCCUUCAUCCUGGUCUACUCCAUCACCAGCAAGCAGUCGCUGGAGGAGCUCAAGCCCAUCUACCAACAGGUGCUGGCCAUCAAGGGCAACGUGGAGGCCAUCCCCAUCAUGCUGGUUGGCAACAAAAGCGACGAGACCCAGCGCGAGGUGGAAACCAAGGACGGCGAGGCGCAGGCCACCCAGUGGAAGUGCGCCUUCAUGGAGACGUCGGCCAAGACCAACCACAACGUGACCGAGCUCUUCCAGGAGCUUCUCAACCUGGACAAGAAGCGCAACAUGAGCCUCAACAUCGACGGCAAGCGCUCAGGGAAGCAGUCGCGCGCCGAGAGACUGAAGGGCAAGUGCAGCCUCAUGUAAACGACGGCUGGAAAGAAGGACGACCACGCAGACAGGACCCCCACCCCCCCCACCCCCACGUCAUUCGCAUCAUCUCCCACUCAUGACUCGGCGGUGGAUCGGAUCGUCCGACGGGAAUCCUCUAAUCCGCCCUCCACAUCGCGUAGACAAACUAAAGGUUAAGAGCUAGCUUGUUUUUUUCCUGUGAGGUGGGAGAGCAUGAACCACACAAGAAGGAUGUAAAUAAACGCCAUGUACCACCAGACCCCGCCCCCACCCUGACGUGAAGAAAAAAACAACAACAACCCCCUCUCCUCAUUCGUCAGCCCAAGUGGUAACGCACACACGACGCAACAAUCCUUUUAAGACUCUUCGGAAAGCGUGACGCAUUUAGGGAGCGUCGGGAAACCGGAGCGCUCCAGCAACCUCGUCUUACCUUGCUUGCUUUUUCCUCGAGACCAAUUGCCAAGCCGGUGAGACUCGACGGGAAUUCGGGGUGUUUCUGAAGGUCAAGAAUGUCCACGUUAGUUUUGUUGUUUGCCUUGUUUUUGAUGCUUUAAGUCAAAACACACAAAAAAAAGCACACGACGUUAACAAAAAAGAAAAAAGUGAUGGAUGUAUUUAUUUUCCUUGUGCAACCUAAAUCUGUCUUAUUUUGAUGGUCACUUCCUCAUCUCACACUCGUCCACUUUACCAUUCUUAUUUCACACAGAGACCCGGUGACACGACGCGAGUGUAAAAGCAGUUCACACACGACAUCCACAAAUUCCGAUGACGACCCGAUUGACCUUUUACGCAGUGCCCAGCGAAAGAGCUUAAGGAGCUAUUGUGUAGCAGUGACACAGCCAAACGGAAGUGAGUGUCAAACGUUUGAACUUCUCCAGCCACCGAGGCAUUCAUAGUCCGCUCAACACACCCAUUGCACUUUAGAACAUCAACACACGUUUGCAUACAUCGAAGACACAAAAAGCACAAUCCAUGUUCCUAUUUCUAUCUCUUUUGUUCUAUUGCCUUCUCCCCACAUCAAGCUAGCAGUCACUCUUAGCAAAGCAAACAACACAACACAAAAUUCAAUCAGACUAAUGAUGCCGUGAAAAUAACUGUUAGCUAGCAGCUGUGCUAUUCUUAGACUUAGACUUCGACAGACUUUAUUGUCAUUUUGUAAACACUCGGUGCACACAAAACGAAAUUUCGUUGCAUACGGCUCUCAACAGAGGAGAUUUCGGCUGGAUAAAAAGUGACAUUUCUAUAUACCGUAAUUUUCGGACUAUAAGUCGCACCGGAGUAUAAGUCGCACCAGCCAUAAAAUGGCCAAAAAAGUGAAAAAAAACAUAUAUAUGUAUAUAAGUCGCUCCUGAGUAUAAGUCGCCCCCCCACCCAAACUAUGAAAAAAACGGCGACUUAUAGUCCGAAAAUUACGGUAAAUAUGAAAUAAGAUAAAUAUAAAGUGCAGCAGUGAAGGAAACAAAGAACGUAAAGUGCGCAGAGGAAUGCUAAGUUGACUGUUCCAACAGUCUGACGACAGGAGGGAAAAAACUGUUGCAGAACCUGGUGGACCUGCAGCGCUUGUUAGCGCGCCAGAUUGUCGGCUAACGGCGUUUGUUGGGCUGAUGACGUGUUUGUUGUGCGGGUGGGAAGCAGAGCGAGAGAAAGCUAUGAAUAGGAAAGGGGUGUGAAAGACGGAGGAUAAUGCAUAAGUGUGCAUAAGGCUCCACGCACGCACGUCUUAUAUGGAAACAAAAUGGCCGCCCACCAAUCACUUGGAUAGUGUCGUGAAUUUAAACCUGAUAUAUAGCCCAAACUAGGGUUAAGUCGCAAAUUCCCCAAAACUCUUUAUAAUUUCAAAUUCAUCUUACAUUAGCCUAUAGCUUAGCAUGUGCACUACUCACCACUUUCACAUUUGCUCAGAGAAAAAUAAAGUCAGUGAUCACUAGUGACUGCUACCACACCAAUACACCGAGUUCAAUAGGUCACAAACAACUCAAAGACACGCAAACACUAUGAUUUAAAAAUUAAAUUAAAGUUAUAGACCUACAAUGUGGCGCUAACGUUAUUGAUGAGAAGUUUAAAAUGACAUUGUAGUGCUUCUGAUUGUUGUUUCUUCCUGCAGUCCGCAAUCCCCCCACGGCCAUUUUAUAUCUAAUACAGAAUAGUGAUUGAGCUGUGAAAUUAUUCCACACCAAUAAACUUGUCCGACUUCCUCUACCAGCCGUGUGUCCUUUUUCGCCGAUUGUUGGGGGACCACCAAGAGAGAUUAGCAGGAAGUUCCUGGCUACAAAUCAAUUGAAUCACUACUCUGUAUUAAAUAUCAAAAUAACCAGCAGAGCAUGUGUGUGACCGCAGCACCGAUUGCCGGAUCCAAAUUUGGUAAGAUAGCACCGCCCCAAGGCUUGGGUGUUCCGCAGGGAACCAUCCCGCUGCCACCAAUAUUUUAACUGUUAGAGUAAAUGUAUUUUGACUUCCACACACAAUGGUCCAAAAUGGCCGGCGACCAGAUCUUUAGACCAGCCCAAAUCCAAUCUUCAACCCAAACUUGAAAAUAAUCCGUUAAAAAUCCGCAAUAGUCAUAGCGUGUACACUCAGCCUCCUACUUGCGUACAUUCGCCAUGGUUACAUAUUCGAUGCUGUCGUCUGCAUGAGUCACCAACACGCCUACACACACACACACACACACACACACAAAUGUACACAAAGCCAUCUUUUUAUUUUCUUCAUGAAUUGACGAGUAGGUUGCACUGCUCACAGGUCCUUGUAGAUAGUUGUAAAUAAAGAGUGAAGGCAGACACAGAUUCUAAAGGCGCAACCGGGAAAUUUGUACGGAGCCCGGAGAAGAUCGGGGGGGGGGGGCUGAAGCCGGUUGAUAAUCAGUGAGAAACGGACACUUGUUUUGCAGCCUGUGGUGUCACGGGUCGCCAUGGCGACACGAUCUGUCGAUCAGAUCCAUCAUAGGAAGCGCAUUUUUAUUUUAUUUUAUUUAGGUGCUCCUCCGGGCUCUUCAUUCCCGCAUGCUCCUCCAUUUUUUGGGUGUUCUUGCCAGCAUGAGCACAAGGACACAAACUGUGAAUCAUCUUUUGUCUUUUUCUAAACUUGCAGCGCAACAGGAAAAAAAAAAUAUUUUGAUUUUGCGGAUGAUUAUUUUUUGGCACUUGAUGGGGUUUUUUUGUAUUAUUGCCUUUUUUUUUCAAAACCAAGUUAACUGAACUAAUUCAGAUGUAUAGAUAUUUAUUCUAGCAAUAGUCUUCCUAUUAAGAUAUACUGUGCUGAUGCAUCCUCUGAAUAACUGAAAAUAACAUACAGUAUAUAUAUAAAUAUAAAACUAUAGAUGAUGAUAUUGAUGAUAAUAAUCAAAUCUGCAAAAUGAUUUUCCUAAUAAAAUGGUGAACUUGA